UCUCUCUCUCUCAAUUCUAAAAAAGCUAAUGAUUCUCUUCCUUUCUUUCUCUCUUGAGGAUUUCACCUUUCUAGGGUUUUCAGUGAUCACCAUUAUUUUCACAAGAAAAAAAAGAGGAUACAAAAACCCAAUCAUCCUCAUUUUGCUGUGAGAAUUCUCCAAUAUUCUUUCGCUCUUCUUUGGUAUUGGACAUUUUUGUUUCGCAUCAAUUUCCUGAUUGUUUCGAUUCGAUUCGAUUCAAGGCGGUUGAUUUGUACUGUGUCCUACCCCCUAUUUGAGAUUCCUAAAAAAAGGAACCGGAUUCUGAUAAGAUAAGAUACGGUAGAUUGGGCAUGUCCUGAAGCCAUUUUGGUGAAUUAUUGUUGCUCUAGAUCUGAAGCUUUGAUUUUUACGAAUUCUGGAAACGAGGUCGUUUUGGGGGGGUUUGAGUUGGAGUAAUUGAUCGAUGAUAUGCGACUGAACAUGGCUGCCGGUAUGGAUUUUUCGCCUCCGACGACCAUAUUUGAAGGUGUUUGCUACAAUGACAACAUGUCAGCCUUGGAAGAUGAUGAUGAGAAUAUCAACGGUUUGAAUCAUAUUGCGAAUGGGAAACCUCCCCGGCAUCUCUCGGUAAUGCGGCACAGUUUGAGCUCCAUGAGGAUGCUCGCCCCUGAGGAUUUGUUGGAAGUUGGGGUUUUAGCCAGUAAGUCACCUUCGAAUGAGAAUUCAAACUUUCUCCCAGUGUUCCGAUCAGGAAGCUGUGCUGAAAGAGGACCUAAACAGUACAUGGAGGAUGAACAUGUUUGCGUAGAUAAUCUUGUUGAACAUCUGGGUGGAACCUCUGCCUUCCCUUCACCUGGUGCUUUCUAUGGGGUAUUUGAUGGCCACGGAGGCACAGAUGCAGCAUCGUUUAUCAGAAGCAACAUUCUUAGAUUCAUAGUUGAGGAUUCUCAUUUUCCAACUUGUUUGGAGAGGGCUAUUAAGAGUGCCUAUGUGAAAGCUGAUCAUGCAUUUGCAGAUGCAAGUUCUCUGGAUAUCUCCUCUGGCACCACUGCUCUGACUGCCCUUGUUUCGGGAAGGACCCUGAUCAUUGCUAAUGCUGGAGACUGUCGAGCUGUAAUGGGGAAACGGGGUAAAGCAAUAGAGAUGUCAAACGACCACAAACCAAAUUGUGCAUCAGAAAGGCUAAGAAUUGAGAAACUUGGUGGUGUGAUAUAUGACGGGUACCUCAAUGGACAAUUAUCUGUGGCUCGUGCUCUAGGAGACUGGCACAUGAAGGGACCGAAAGGCUCUGCCUGCCCUCUAAGUGCAGAGCCUGAGUUAAAGGAGACAUGCCUGACUGAGGAAGAUGAGUUUUUAAUAAUGGGGUGUGAUGGUUUGUGGGAUGUAAUGAGUAGCCAAUGUGCUGUAACGAUGGCGAGGAAAGAACUGAUGAUCCAUAAUGAUCCUGAAAGAUGCUCAAGAGAACUGGUCAGAGAGGCACUCAAGCGGCACACAUGUGAUAAUCUAACUGUUAUCGUGGUUUGUUUUUCCCCAGAUGCACCCCCUCGGAUAGAAAUACCUCAAAGCCGAGUCCGGAGGAGCAUUUCUGCAGAAGGGCUUAAUUUGUUGAAGGGUGUACUGGACUGCAACACAUGAGAGAAAUACCUCAAAGCCAAGUCCGGAGGAGCAUUUCUGCAGAAGGGCUUAAUUUGUUGAAGGGUGUACUGGACUGCAACUCAUGAGAUAAAAGGAACGGACCAUCUGUUUUAUGUACAGAAUUGCAAAGGUUUUAAAUUGGUGAGGGGGUAACAUUGUAUCCCAAGUUGCUGCUGUUGCUGUUCGCGUAGCAGUUAUUUGAGUCCAGCCUCAAUCAGCCUCAUUCAAGGGAAUAUUAUUUAUGCAGGGGGGUUAUUUGUAAUGUUGUAUAUCCUGUACAUCUAACAAGCUCUGUAGAGUGUUGUGUACCAUUGGAAGUAUUCAUAUUCAUUAUUUGAUUUCCACUUAAUUUUGCGAUCCA
Messenger RNA from Rosa chinensis, 1978 nucleotides. Its product is annotated as probable protein phosphatase 2C 27. The transcript has 4 exons. NCBI's taxonomy places the organism in Eukaryota, Viridiplantae, Streptophyta, Magnoliopsida, Rosales, Rosaceae. The record is from RefSeq and is a predicted model, not a curated record. Gene Ontology annotation, biological process: protein dephosphorylation. Gene Ontology annotation, molecular function: protein serine/threonine phosphatase activity; cation binding. Bases 451 to 1617 code for a protein of 388 amino acids.